AUGGCUUACUCUACAUUUUUGAGGAUGUACUUUAGUGUUAGUCUCCCCCUGCUCAUGCUGAUACUGCUGACCAUGGAGUUUGGUAGCUUAGCGCUUGAUGUUACUGCAGCUAACCCCGCACCACGUGUCGGUGGAGUACUCAAACUCCCUUCUGCAGGCCCCUCUGUGAGUUCCGCAGAGACGUUUUCAAGCGAAGUUCUUUUCAACCAAUACACAGUGCUUGACAAAACAUCCUGGAAUACUUUAGGGGAUCAGGUAAAGUAUUUAGAUAAAUGGUUUGGAAAACCAAUAACAUCAUUCACAAUUGGAGAAGACAAACUUAUAGGUGAGUCUCCAACAUCGGACUCAGUGUGCGUUCACACACCUCCUUACAUGAAUUUGAUUUAUAUAAGCUCAAAAAGAACCACCGCUGCGGUACGUUCAUCAUCUGCAAUCACGACGAGCAAGAAUGCCCAGAUAACGAGCGAUGAUGCAGUACAGCCACACACAACUUCGGCCUCAAGGGUUGCGGUGGGGCAAGAACAGCCACAAAAAGACGCAAGCCUCCGCUCGAGCUACAUAGAUCAUAUCGAAAGGACUAACCAAGGCAUUUUGAAGAAUUCUGUUAUCGCACCACUGCGACUUCAUCCUCUAACUCCUUGGAAGCCAACUACUCUAGGUUGUUUACAAAACGAAGCUCACGAGGCUCUAGUGUAUCACGAAGCCCAACUCCAUGGUCAGCAACGUGGGGAAAAUAAGCCUUUUGUCAACGCCCAAAUCCAAGAAACUAUUAUUGCCACGAAUGAGUAUAAUACAAUGAUUCCCAUCACGCUGUACGGCACUGGCACCACGAUCGUCUCUUUCAAAGGCCACAAAGACUACGUCAUCAACGUGGUUCUUCAACUACGUGGACACCGCUACGAAUCUCCCGGCUCAGAAUACAACUGUGAAAACACACGCAUAACCGCACAACUGCGUUCAUCGACUUCACCAGUUUAUCGUGAAGAUCAAAAGGGAACUUCCAAACACUCAUCAAAAAGAGUUAAAGCUCCUCCUUCCAAAGCGCAUCAGCUUCAAGACACUGACGAUCCUGAUGAAGUAUAUGAAAGUAAUCAAAAUAGGGUCUGGAGUUCCUUCGCGCAGUUGUUUGAUACCUCGCUGCUAUGUGAGGUUUUGCCAAGUCUUUCUCUUCGCAUUCCAAAAGUGAAGGAGGAACGGGACUUUAGUUUUAUCAUCCAAAGCAAUGUGCAACCCCUAGUACAGAACAGGUUUGUUGGUCGUGACGGCAUCUUAGACCAAAGCAAUAUUUGCAGCAUCCAGGUAUACAUCUCACAGACUCCCGCAAAGCAGUUGAAGAUGAACCAGAUAAUUUUUGCUGUACUGAUUCCAUUUCUUGUAUUGUUUGUGCCGCUUCCCUUUUUUCUACGACGCGCAGAUAUUAUCCAGGUGGCUUCACUCGGUAUAGAUAUUGUGGAUUGUAUUUGGUACCCACCAUACUUAUUACGAAGGAUUAUCAUCACUGGGACUAUUCACCUUAAAGCUGUUGUACAGACGGCCUGGCAUCAGCGCAGGCGGAGGGCCCUUCAGAAGAGGCUUGAGUUGCAGCAGCGGGCUCUCUCAGCGCGAAUGAAUGCGGCCAUGACAGAGGCCCAAAAUGAUUUAUGCCGAAGGUGUGCUCCUCCACAGAAAGGGGUUGACAUUCCCCUUGGCUUCCCGAUACAACCUCAACAGGCGGGGAUCGCAUCGUCUUCAUCAGUCUUGGCAUCGCCAGAGGUAACGGCAACAGCGAAUGAAAGUUUUCCCAAUGAAUGUGGAAAGAAGGGCUCUUCCGUAAUUUUGGUAGAUCAGCCAAUACGGAAACUUGAUGAGGGUGAUGAAAGCUCCAGGGAUGAAUUGUCUAGGCCUGUGGCUAUAUCCGAUCCGUCGCCCACGGUUGUAGUCGUUAAUUCAGCCUCCCACGCCAUCCCUAAUGAGGCUCUGCCUCCGCGGCUUCAUAGGGAGUAUGACGAGGCGGAAUACGUCAGUGGCGAUCUCUCCUCCCCAGCUCUCCUCGGUAAGCAAGGCAUUGUAGACGGCACGCCAACCAGGCGCGCGUCCGCGGCGCCCUGCACGACUCGUGUCAACGGCCCGACCAGUCAAGAACUCCUCUUCGCGACUGAUUCAUGUCGUGAAGGAGGAGGAGGUGAUAUUGAUGAAGACGAGCGCUUCUGCCGGAUAUGCCGCGAUGGUGAGGAAGACGAGGCCUUGGCGGCCCCCUGCAACUGCACCGGCUCCGUGCGCUGGGUGCAUCCUUCGUGCCUUGACCACUGGCGGGUUGAGAGCAUCAAGCGCAAUAUGAACAACGUCAACACGUGUGAGAUAUGCAAGAGUGCCUUUAAGAUAAAAAUUCGGCGCUCAACCCUUAUAUGGCAAAGCUGCAAAAGCAUCGUGUACACUAUUAUCUUGAUUAUCGCAUGUCUGAUUUGUUUUAUGGUGACACCAUUGAUAGCAUACGGAAUCUUUGGGGAGGCAUCCUGCGUUGCCGAGUAUCACCAUGUACCCUACUCCAUUAUAUACAAAUUGGAUGGCGUCAUGCUCUCAUUUUUUCUUUACGUUGAGAUCGUUCUUUCGGUAUUACUUGCACGCCUCAUCGUUUACAGUUGGUUUCGCAGCAGUGCAGAGGUCGAGGCUUACGUCGCCGAGGUACACGUUGUCCCACGAUUUAUGACAUGGCGCAAUGUGCUAAAGAUCGCCUUAGUGACUAUCGUUAUAAUUGCCCAGGCGAUUUCUCUUGGGUACUUGAUAAAGUAUUUCAUGUACGUCACAAGCGACAUUGCGUGGAACUGGGAGGCAUCUCCGCUGCUAGGGGGUAUAGUUUUUGCUUUGUUUAUAUUUUUAGCUAUAGGAGUGAGUGUUUCACUAAGGGAGCAGUGGAUGCAGGCACGAAUUAAUCAGGGGCGGUCUGUAGCGGCAGACGUUGUCGUGGAGGUGUUGAAUGAUAGCAGUGGACCUCGUGUGAGUCUAGGAGUCGAGGGUACAGGGGUUACAGAGACUAGGACGGACUUGGAGUCGCACUCAGCAUCACUUGGAGGGGGAUCCACAAAUGGGAAUCAAGGUGGUAUCGCUGGGCCGCCCCUGCAAGAUUCUCGAAACAACAGCUUCCCCCACCGAAGGCCGCCGCUACAGCAUCGCUCAACACUCACCUUCCCUUCUCAGUAG
This is a messenger RNA of Phytomonas sp. EM1, 3177 nucleotides long. The record is from the annotation of a GenBank genome assembly. NCBI's taxonomy places the organism in Eukaryota, Euglenozoa, Kinetoplastea, Trypanosomatida, Trypanosomatidae.